AUGACCAGUUCCUCCACCACAGACGAGGUCCCUCCCCGGACCUCCAGCCCAGCUGCCGCCGCCGCCGCCGCCGCCGACUCCGAACCAGAGGCAGAGCAAGACACAGAGCCCCAGCCAGAGCAAGACACAACCCAACCCGCAACCACCUCCGCGACAGCAACCGCCCCAGCCUACUCUCCCAUCUACGCUACCGCAGAACCCAGCGACCUCCCAACCCAAGCAACCAAUUCCCUGGACACCCAAGUGCCAUUGACACCCGCAGCAGCCACUACCACCAUCACCACCACCGAAGACCCUCCAACAACUACAUCUACAUCUACAUCCCCACCACCACCCCAACCAGGCGCCCACCCUAUCCCUCCCCCGACAUCCUCCACUGACCAUCCAGCUCCAACAUCCACCACCACUACCACCACCUCGAACCCUUCACCACCACCCCCUGCGCCCAAACCAGCCGAACCUCCUCUUCCACCAACCAUCACACCAGCACCCACAGCAUCCUCCUACACCCCAACACCCCCAUCCAGCCAUACCCACCCCCAAAGCUACAGCUACAGCUACGGCAGCUACGGCAGCUACGGCAGCUACCGACCACCAACCCAAACCCAAACCUCCAACCCCGUCCCUAACUCGACCACAACACCCUACGGCUCCCUCUACCAGCCCCCCACGACAGCUACCACGACGGCCACUACGACAGUGACUUCUGCGGGGGCGCAGCUGCCACUGCAUUAUGAGCCGGAUGCGUCGUCGUCGGGGAGGGUGGAUCUGGGUGAUGCGGAGGGUGGUGAAGAUGGAGUGUGGGGGUGGAUGAGGUGGGCGGGACGGAAGUUGGGCGAGGUGGAGGCGGAGGUGUGGAGGAGGAUUAAUGAGGUGCAUGAUCGGUGA
Messenger RNA from Aspergillus luchuensis, 888 nucleotides. RefSeq lists its product as uncharacterized. The record is from RefSeq and is a predicted model, not a curated record. The coding region runs from base 1 to 888 and encodes 295 amino acids. Lineage: Eukaryota; Fungi; Ascomycota; Eurotiomycetes; Eurotiales; Aspergillaceae. The transcript has a single exon.